AAAACACACAAUAAUGAUAAAAUAAUUACAGAAAGCCAGAAGGAAUAAAAUACAAGAACAAAUAGAAAAAGCCUUCGAUUCCAUUGAGGAAAAAAAAAAAAAAAAAACUCUUCAUCUUCGCUUCUUCCAAGUCCACCGCCGUCCGGUCUAUCAAUUGUUGAGUCUAUUUUUUUUGCUUCAACCAGAGGCUACAAGAUCUUCAUUUUAUGGAUAAUAAGAAACCUGGCAAUGACGGAACUGCCGACGAAGUGACACGGGAGUCACUCAUUGCUAUCUCUUACUCGUUACCGGACAAAGUUGUUGCUGCCUCCAAACUCUCGUCCGAUAAUUCAAACCGUGAAAAGCUGUUCGAAAGAAAAGGUUCCGAUGGGGACGAAAAAUACAGGUCCGAAUUGAUCUCAAUAUCAUAUUCCCAGUCACCCGAAGGUAAGGGCUCGCCGUCUACGUUGAAUGGACCUAAGCAUUAGAAGUGCUGUUGUUCACUGUGUUUGUUGUAAGUUGUACAUUUUGGAUUUGGUCAAACUGCCAAUUUCUCAGUUGAAGUUGAUUAAUUUGCUAUAUAGGACCUUACAUGAAGUUUUCAAUCAA
Molecule: messenger RNA, 588 nt
Organism: Gossypium arboreum
Lineage: Eukaryota; Viridiplantae; Streptophyta; Magnoliopsida; Malvales; Malvaceae
Exons: 2
Coding region: 207-467 (86 amino acids)
Source: RefSeq, a predicted model, not a curated record